Lactuca saligna is the source of this 1376-nucleotide messenger RNA. Lineage: Eukaryota; Viridiplantae; Streptophyta; Magnoliopsida; Asterales; Asteraceae. The record is from the annotation of a GenBank genome assembly.
CGGUAGUUGAGAAACAUUUACAAUAGAGAUUAGAGGUAGUGAAGUUGGCAACAUAUAUCCAGACAGAGUUUCUUUUAUGGCUACUCUUCUUCAGUUCCAGUUCCAGUUCCAGUUCCAUUCUAUUUGUGAGAAUUCUCUGCGGAAGCUUAAGCGAAAGCCACAAUUCCGGAGAAGCGCCAAUCAUGGGUUAUUCCGUGUAUCUGCUGGUGAAUCAGGAAUACAAAAGACAACAGAGGCACUAGUUGUAUCCAGAAGUCCCGGCGUAUUGGAUCAUGUUUUUCUGAAUUUAUUCCGCAACAAGAUGGUGCAGGAAGUUGGAUGGGAUUCGGAGAAGGCGGGUUACGAUGGACUAAUAGACGUAGCCAAUCGUCUUAUGCUUGCCAGAACCAACUCUCAAACCCAGGAAGCAGCGGUUCGCAUAUUAAGAUCGUUAUUUCCUCCGUUGUUGUUAAAGCUCUACAAAAUCCUCAUUGCGCCUCUUGCUCAAGGAAAAGUGGCUGCUGUAAUGGUUGCAAGGGUGACUGCAGUAUCUUGUGAAUGGCUGAUGGGUAGUUGCAGGGUUAACACUGUGGAUCUUGGCGAUGGAUCUUCAUUGCCGAGUGGGGUGUUUGUUGAAAGAUGCAAGUAUCUAGAGGAAAGCAAAUGUGUGGGGAUAUGUUUGAAUACAUGUAAACUUCCUACUCAGGCCUUCUUUAUGGAUCACAUGGGAGUGCCGCUAGUUAUGGAGCCAAACUUUGAUGAUUAUAGCUGUCAGACAAUUAUUAUUCGAGGACGUGCAGUUUAAAUUUGGAGUUUCCCCUCCGGAGGAGGAUAGCAGUUUGAAGGAGCCUUGCCUGGAGGUAUGUCCCAAUGCCAUCCGCCGCAGAACAACCACAACACUUGAAAACAAGUGCCCAAAGGCAUAAACCAUACUGAUACCAAUACCAUGUAUCAAACUAACAUCUAUCUAUCUAGUUUUGAGAGCAUUCAAUGUUGAUGUUUGUUUGUUACAGACUACUAAAAUGAAAUGUAUAUUUCCUCCCUUUACCCCAUUACUCUGUCAUUUGUUAAACCUGAUGAAUAUGGUAAAGGUAAAGGCAACAUAGGAAUUGGGGGCUUCCCUCCAGAAGGAGAAUGGUUGUGAUAAUGUGUUGGGUUAUCUUCUUAGCAUUUCACCCCCUCCCCCAUAUCCCAGCACACAGUCCAGUCCAGUCCAGUCCAGUCCGCCCAUCUCUAAAGUCUUAACUAUUAAUCUAUGACUAUUACCAUUCAUCACCAUUUCACACUUCACCAUUGUAUUUGUAUUUGUAUUUGUAUUUGUACUGUAGGAAUCAUAUGCAAAUCAAUUUCUAACUCAAUUCUCCUCUCUAACCAAUGCAAAAUACAUUAUUUAAACU